This is a messenger RNA of Tupaia belangeri chinensis (Chinese tree shrew), 948 nucleotides long. RefSeq names its product olfactory receptor family 10 subfamily C member 1 (gene OR10C1). The coding region runs from base 1 to 948 and encodes 315 amino acids. Gene Ontology annotation, cellular component: membrane. Gene Ontology annotation, molecular function: olfactory receptor activity; G protein-coupled receptor activity. Gene Ontology annotation, biological process: G protein-coupled receptor signaling pathway. The transcript has a single exon. Lineage: Eukaryota; Metazoa; Chordata; Mammalia; Scandentia; Tupaiidae. The record is from RefSeq and is a predicted model, not a curated record.
AUGAACACAAACACCUCUGUGGUGACUGAAUUUGUCCUUGUCAGUUUCUCCCACCUGGCUGGCCUCCAGGGCGCGCUCUUCUCUCUCUUUCUCGCUGUCUACCUGCUCACCGUGGUCGGUAACCUCCUCAUUGUGGUGCUCGUCUCCGCUGAUGCCUCUCUUCAAUCGCCCAUGUACUUCUUCCUUCGAAUCCUCUCAGCCCUGGAGAUCUGCUACACGUCGGUCACAGUCCCGCUGCUGCUUCACCACCUCCUCACGGGUCAGCGUCACAUCCCUCGCUCUGGUUGUGCGCUUCAGAUGUUCUUCUUUCUCUUUUUUGGUGCCACGGAAUGUUGCCUCUUAGCUGCCAUGGCCUACGACCGCUACGCAGCCAUCUGCCAGCCCCUUCGUUAUUCUCUACUGCUGCGCCACCGGGUGUGUCUUCAGCUGGCAGGAUCAGCCUGGGCUUGCGGGGCAAUGGUCGGGCUGGGUCACACCAUCUUCAUCUUCUCCUUGCCCUUCUGUGGCCCCAAUGCUAUCCCACACUUCUUCUGUGAGAUUCAGCCUGUCCUGCAGCUGGUGUGUGGAGACACUUCACUCAAUGAGUUGCAGAUUAUUCUGGCUGCAGCUCUCAUCAUCCUCUGCCCCUUUGGCCUCAUCCUGGGUUCCUACGGGCGUAUCAUGGCCACUAUCUUUCGGAUCCCCUCUGUAGCUGGGCGCCGCAAGGCCUUCUCCACCUGCUCCUCCCACCUGAUUGUGGUCUCCCUCUUCUAUGGCACUGCCAUUUUUAUCUAUAUUCGCCCUAAGGCCAGCUAUGAUCCAGCCACUGACCCUCUGCUGUCCCUCUUCUAUGCUGUGGUCACCCCCAUCCUCAAUCCUAUCAUCUACAGCCUUCGGAACACUGAUGUCAAGGCUGCCCUAAAGAGAACCAUCCAGAAAAUGGAGAAAAUAGGACCUACAGAGAUUUGA